This is a messenger RNA of Dalotia coriaria, 1065 nucleotides long. RefSeq names its product lipase 3-like. Gene Ontology annotation, biological process: lipid metabolic process. The transcript has 3 exons. The record is from RefSeq and is a predicted model, not a curated record. Lineage: Eukaryota; Metazoa; Arthropoda; Insecta; Coleoptera; Staphylinidae. The annotation marks the transcript as partial.
GAAUUAAACAAUUGAAAUCACUCUCAGUGCGCAUCUUGACUUUCUUUGUCAAAUAUUUUUUAAAUUGACAAAUUGAUAAGCAAGAUGACACGCAUCAGUGUUGUCCUUGUGGCGGUGAUGGCCCUUUUUGGUCAUUCGGUAAUGUCCGAAUACGAAUUACUUCCAGAAACUGGUUUAAAUAUCUUUGAACUUGCUGAAUUACAUGGUUACCCAAUGGAAGCCCACGAAAUAGAAACCGAAGAUGGCUACCUCCUUGGUGUUCAACGCAUUCCCCAUGGCAAAUCCAACGCUGGCGAACCAAACAAACCUGUAGUUUACAUGAUGCAUGGCUUGAUGUCCUGUGCAGCUGAUUGGAUCAACAUCGGACCAGAAAAGUCCCUUGCCUACAAACUAGCUGAUUUGGGUUACGAUGUCUGGAUGGGUAACGCACGUGGCUCAGCAGAAUCUCGCAAACACAAAACCCUUGACCCCGAUCAUGAUAGGAAAGCAUUUUGGUCUUUCAGUUGGAACGAGAUUGGUCGUUACGACUUGCCUGCUACAAUCGACUACAUUCUGGAACUCACCGGUCAGGAACAACUUCAGUAUGUUGGUUACUCCCAAGGAACCACUUCAUUCUUUGUGAUGGCAUCUUCCCGACCUGAAUACAACGCUAAGAUUAAAAUGGCUACACUUUUAGCACCUGCUGCUGAAAUGGAACAUCUUCAACAUCCUCUUGCAAAAUUACUAGCACCAGUUGAGAAGAGUAUAACUUCUCUUUCUGAAAUGAUUGGAGUGAGGGAAUUGUUGUCUAGGAGCGACUUUCUUCAAAGUCUCAGCAACCAGUUAUGCACCAAUGAUAAACCUAUUCAAGAGUUAUGCAAAAUCAUUGUAUUUUUGAUUGCUGGUUAUGACCGUGCGCAAUUAGAUGGAGCUUUUAUCCCAGUUAUCACUACCAACUCACCAGCUGGAGCAAAUUUGAAACAAUUCCUUCAUUAUUUACAAAAUUUGAAUUCUGGAGGAUUUAGGAACUGGGACUUCCACGAUGAGGCUUUGAACAUUGAAGCUUAUGGUACUGCUGAACCUCCU